GUAGGUCACAGCCCUAACACGCACCUGUCAUCCCACUUACACUAACUCCCAAUGGAAACGCGUGUUUAACCAGAGGAAUUAAACUUCACGGAAAAAAUAACAAUAAAUAAGGUAUGUCUUGGAAUAAGUAUGUUGUUAGUGAAAAUGUCACAGAGUCUGAAGCCACACCCCUCAAGACGACCUUCGGUGCAGAAGACAAACAAGCUGUUGGAGCUCAGUCAGAAGCUGACGCUCAAGGGUACCAGGCAGUGACUGUAUGUGUGCCAGCGGAGAUGCCACCUGUGGUGCCCGUGAUGGGCGAGUCAUUCUGUCAGUGUCCAGCUCAAACAGAGCUCAGUUCAGAUGCCCAGAUCAGCCCGUACACCCUCAACUGCACCUGCGGAGAGGAAGAACAGGGUUGUGACUGGGUGUGGGAUGAAGAGAGUAAAUCGUCCAGCGUGUCUCUGAGCUGCUCUAACCGGAAGGUGAGCUUUCAUUCUGAGUACAGCUGUGGAACAGCCGCCAUCCGGGGCUCCAAAGCGCUCAGUGAUGGACAGCACUUCUGGGAGAUCAAGAUGACAUCACCGGUUUAUGGCACUGAUAUGAUGGUUGGUGUCGGUACAUCAGAAGUGAAUCUGGAUCAGUUCAGACACAGUUUCUGCAGUCUGUUGGGCACUGAUGAAGACAGCUGGGGUCUGUCCUACACAGGUCACCUUCACCAUAAGGGGUCAAAGGUGAAUUUCUCAUCACGGUUCGGUCAAGGUUCCAUAAUCGGGGUUCAUCUGGACAGCUGGCACGGGACACUCAGCUUCUACAAGAACCGCAGAUGCAUCGGCAUUGCAGCCACUCACUUGCAAAAUAAGCGUCUUUAUCCGAUGGUGUGUUCGACUGCGGCCAAGAGCAGCAUGAAACUGAUCCGUUCUCACUCCACGCCCACCAACUUACAGUUCCUGUGCUGCACCAAGCUGUGCAAAAUGCUGCCCGACUGCGCAGACGCACUGCGUGUACUGCCACUGCCCCCAGGUCUGCGUCUGCUGCUGUCCAACCAGCUCGGAUGGGUGCUGACCCUCGGAUGCCCAGACAACAGUGAAGACAAAGCUACAGAGACAGAUGAAGAUGGCUUCGCAGAUGAAUGCACAAGCCCAGUCCCUUCCCACACCCCCUCUGACAGUGAACUCUUUAUUUCUAGUUCCCUGUCCGAUAACCCUGGUUCUUACCGUAGUAAAGAUGAAGCAACAGUACAUGCUGAUUCUCCUCCCUGUCCAGAUGAUGCAUCUUAUCAGGAUACAGACUCUAAAAUUGAUGUUACCUGUUUCCUUGAACCCUCCCUACCUUCUGACCACGCCCUCUGUUGUGGCCCCGCCCCCAUCCACAGCCCUGACUUUCAUCAUCAGGCUUCCUGUCCUUGUUGUGACACCCCUUUUUCCUUUGACAAUUUAAACGAUCCCACUUUCUCAUUAUCCCGAGUCAUGCAUUCUUUGCCCCGCCUUCACGCUGCAAGGCCACACCCCCUUUUGGUUGACCCUGCCUCUGAUAGUGACUCAGAUGACUGCUCCUCAGAUUUAGAGACCUAUCAAAGAAAACGCUGCCGUUGGACAUAAAAGGAAAACGCUUACAUGCAAAUUACAGGUCACAGAUUAGCUUUAAAGGAAUGUUCUGGGAACUAUAUAAGUUAUGUUCAUUCAACAGUGUUUGUAGCAUAAUGUUUAUUACCGCAGAACAUUUUCUACUCUACCCACGUUUAUUUAAAAAUCAUGGUUAGUAUGACACUUACAAUGGGAGUGAAUGGUGCCAGUCCAUAAACCUGAAAAUACUCAUUGCUAUAAAAGUAUAGAUACAAGAUGUAAACAUCACCUGUUAAGAUGAUUUUAGCCACUUAUAGGGUUUACCAAUAUUGCGUCGUCAUAGCAACUAGAUAUAACUUUACACAGAUAAGAUUAGAAAGUGAUUUUAUCACACUAAAAUCAUGUUAACAGGAAUAUUGUCAAUGUCUUGUAGCUAUACUUUUAUUACAGUGAGUACAGGCCCCCAUUCACUUCCAUUGUAAAGUGCCUUACUUUAACCCAGAUUUUUUUGCAGAAAUCAAUUUUAUGCAACAAAUGCUGUUGAUUGUGCUGAAACCAGUGCAUUCCUUUAAACGGAUAGUUCACCCCAAAAAAUGAAUAGUCUGUCUAGUAUUUAACUCUUUAUCUUUGAUUAUUUUCAGGGUACUGAAUAAGACAAGGUCAUACAUUUUUCUUCGGUUGCAGGAAUGAGAAAGAACGAAUUUCCUCAUAAAUUUGCUCAUUUCCAGUGCCAAUGUUUGUAGUCAGGUGACCCUGUUUUUCUGCGAAAUUGAACUAGAGAGGAUUGAGAACCUCACUAGAACAUUGGCAGUUUAAAAACAUUGCAAACGAAUAUCUUAAUUUAGCUCAAAACAUGCCAAACAUCUUUCACUGUGGUAUUUUUUUGGAGUACUACUACGUUUUAGUUUUAGCUUUUGAUUAGUUAUGAAUUAAAGAAACCUAAAAACCAGGCAGAUUUGUUCAAUGAGAUUGUCAAUGCCUUUAAACAUACAAUAUAGUAUAUAUAUAUAUAUAUAUACACACAGUACAGUACAAAAGUCUUUUGUCUUAAGAUGGUUAUUUAUAUCUUCAUCUUUGGUGUGUUAAUAGGAAAUAUAAAUGUUAGAUUCCCAAACCUUACUUUUGCAUAUAUAUUAGAAUAGAAGAACAGGGAGCCCUGCAACAGAUGUCAUGGCCCCCAUGAAGCCCCCCACUGAACAUUACAUCAUUCUGAGAUUACAUGAAGAGACAGAUGUACUUUAGACAGCCCAAAUAGAUAGAAGAACUGUGGAGAAUUCUCCAAGACGCUUGGGACAUCCUAUCUGCCAACAACCAAUAAAAACUGUCCAGGUGUAUCUAGGAGAAUUGGAGCUGUUUUGAAGGCAAAGAUGGUCACACCGAAUAUUUUUCACACAUGCCUAAAACUUUUGCACAGUACUGUAUAUACACUCACCUUAUUAGGAACACCAUACUAAUACUGUGUUUGACCCCCUUUCGUCUUCAGAACUGCCUUAAUUCUACGUGGCAUUGAUUCAUCAAGGUGCUGAAAGCAUUCUUUAGAAAUGUUGGCCCAUAUUGAUAGGAUAGCAUCUUGCAGUUGAUGGAGAUUUGUGGGAUGCACAUCCAGGGCACGAAGCUCCCGUUCCACCACAUCCCAAAGAUGCUCUAUUGGGUUGAGAUCUGGUGUCUGUGGGGGCCAUUUUAGUACAGUGAACUCAUUGUCAUGUUCAAGAAACCAAUGAAAUGAUUCGAGCUUUGUGACAUGGUGCAUUAUCCUGCUGGAAGUAGCCAUCAGAGGAUGGGUACAUGGUGGCCAUAAAGGGAUGGACAUGGUCAGAAACAAUGCUCAGGUAGGCCGUGGCAUUUAAACGAUGCCCAAUUGGCACUAAGGGGCCUAAAGUGUGCCAAGAAAACAUCCCCCACACCAUUACACCACCACCACCAGCCUGCACAGUGGUAACAAGGCAUGAUGGAUCCAUGUUCUCAUUCUGUUUAUGCCAAAUUCUGACUCUACCAUCUGAAUGUCUCAACAGAAAUCGAGACUCAUCAGACCAGGCAACAUUUUUCCAGUCUUCAACUGUCCAAUUUUGGUGAGCUCUUGCAAAUUGUAGCCUCUUUUUCCUAUUUGUAGUGGAGAUGAGUGGUACCCGGUGGGGUCUUCUGCUGUUGUAGCCCAUCCGCCUCAAGGUUGUGCGUGUUGUGGCUUCACAAAUGCUUUGCUGCAUACCUCGGUUGUAACAAGUGGUUAUUUCAGUCAAAGUUGCUCUUCUAUCAGCUUGAAUCAGUGGGCCCAUUCUCCUCUGACCUCUAGCAUCAACAAGGCAUUUUCGCCCACAGGACUGCCGCAUACUGGAUGUUUUUCCCUUUUCACACCAUUCUUUGUAAACCCUAGAAAUGGUUGUGCGUGAAAAUCCCAGUAACUGAGCAGAUUGUGAAAUACUCAGACCGGCCCGUCUGGCACCAACAACCAUGCCACGCUCAAAAUUGCUUAAAUCACCUUUCUUUCCCAUUCUGACAUUCAGUUUGGAGUUCAGGAGAUUGUCUUGACAAGGACCACACCCCUAAAUGCAUUGAAGCACCUGCCAUGUGAUUGGUUGAUUAGAUAAUUGCAUUAAUGAGAAAUUGAACAGGUGUUCCUAAUAAUCCUUUAGGUGAGUGUAUAUAGUACAGUAUCUCGAGUAUUAUUGGAGUAUUUAUUUGUAUUCCAUUGUUCAGACUUGUAGACAAGGAUGUUACCACAUAUUCAGGAAUGGGGGUUGGGUGGGCAAUUUAAUAAUUGAAUAAUCAACCAUGGAAAACACCCAUAACAGUAGACCACUACU
This is a messenger RNA of Xyrauchen texanus (razorback sucker), 4345 nucleotides long. RefSeq names its product splA/ryanodine receptor domain and SOCS box containing 3b (gene spsb3b). The transcript has 7 exons. Gene Ontology annotation, cellular component: SCF ubiquitin ligase complex. The record is from RefSeq and is a predicted model, not a curated record. Bases 114 to 1580 code for a protein of 488 amino acids. Gene Ontology annotation, biological process: proteasome-mediated ubiquitin-dependent protein catabolic process. Gene Ontology annotation, molecular function: protein binding. NCBI's taxonomy places the organism in Eukaryota, Metazoa, Chordata, Actinopteri, Cypriniformes, Catostomidae.